ACACUGGUCACACGACACAUCAUAUUUGUUUUGCUUGUUUCUCUUUUGUGCCCCACUUACUUUUGCUGAACCCCAUUCCCCCCUUCACAAAAUAAAAAGAUAUCAAUUAAGCUCUGAACAAAUGGUACUGCAACAAAUCAAAGUGCUCCUGCUGGGCAUCGUAACGCUCUUCCGGCGCGCCCUCUGCUGUUUCUCGCGACGCCGCAAGCUUAGCCACAGUGGUGCCGACCAGCUCCAAGCCGUGACUAUUGGCGAUUUCCCUGCCACAGCGAAGCCGGCGUCGUCGAGCAGUGGCGGCGCCAAGGAGCGCGACUGGAACUCGUGGGACGACAGUCCGCGGACCGUCGAGGAGCACAUCGAACAGUAUCGCCAGCGCAUGGCCCAGCCGCCCACACCGCCCAAAGAGGAGCCCGAGCCGGACUUCUUCAGCGAAUUGACGCCAGUGAUCAAGCCGCAGCCAAAAUACUAUCUGGACGAUGCGGCGCCGACGCCAGCGCCCACAGAUUUCUCAAGACUGAAGGCACAAGACAUUGUGCCCAUUAGUGUUAAUGCCGAUCUCGAGGACUGGGUGGAUGACAAUGCCGGCGGCUGGGAGGAGCUGGACACCUCCCAGACGAAACAGAUCAUACGGGAAAAACGGCGCGAACUGCGACACCAGCGCCAGCCGACGCCCAAGGCGCCGCAGCCGAGCAUCGGUGCCCAGCGGAUCAGCGAUGUGCAGCGCAUCGCGUAGCCGACAUCUGACAUCUGCCAGCAUCUGCUCUAAUCCAUUCCUCGAUCCAUUGGCAAUCUAUUUAGCGACAAGUUUUUAGCUACCAAUUGGCCUUAGUUUAAUGAACCCCAACCUGAGUUCUCUCUCGUUUUAUUUUGCUUUUCGCCAUGGUUGGGCACAAUAAAGCGCCAGCCACGAA
Drosophila navojoa is the source of this 911-nucleotide messenger RNA. RefSeq lists its product as uncharacterized. Gene Ontology annotation, cellular component: secretory granule. The record is from RefSeq and is a predicted model, not a curated record. Lineage: Eukaryota; Metazoa; Arthropoda; Insecta; Diptera; Drosophilidae.